Molecule: messenger RNA, 1268 nt
Organism: Brassica rapa (field mustard)
Lineage: Eukaryota; Viridiplantae; Streptophyta; Magnoliopsida; Brassicales; Brassicaceae
Product: CRAL-TRIO domain-containing protein YKL091C
Source: RefSeq, a predicted model, not a curated record
AAUCAUUUAUCUGUUUCUGGACUUUUUGAUGGUUUCCGGGUUUCUGUCAACGUCAAUAUCAUCAAAGCUAUUUACUUUUUUUAAACCGACUUUUGCGUGUGCAUGUGUACGGGCCACAUAUCUAGCUUUCUCUCAUUCAUUAUAAUCUGUUUUUUUUUUAAAGAAAGAUUCUUUAUAAUCUGUUGGGCAGUGUGUACAUCAACAUCAAAGUCUCUCUCUUUCCCUCACUCUCUAUCUUCUGCUCCCAAGCCUUUUGAGUUUUGAGGACUAGAAAGCCAAAAGAUUAUGGAGGAAAGUCAAGAACUUGCUCUGACCCAGUUCAGAAAAUCGGUCGAGAAACUCUCUUCUUCCACAGAGGGAUACGAAGCACCCACAUUGAUGAGGUUCUUGGUUGCAAGAUCAAUGAAUCCAGACAAGGCAGCAAAGAUGUUUGUGGAUUGGCAAAAAUGGAGAGCCUCCUUGGUUCCUUUAAAUGGGAUCACAGACUCAGAAGUGAAGGAUGAAUUGGAUUUCAGAAAGGUCUGUCUUCAAGGUCUAACCAAAUCAGGACACCCUAUGGUGCUUGUCCUAACCUCUAAGCAUUUUCCUGCUAAGGAUCACGUUAUCUUCAAGAAGUUUGUUGUUCAUGUGCUAGACAAAACAAUCGCAAGUGGCAUCAAAGGCAAAGAAGUAGGAGAUGAGAAGUUAGUAGCCGUUAUCGAUCUGUCAAACAUUACAUACAAGAACCUUGAUGCUCGUGGACUAAUCACUGGCUUUCAAUUCUUACAAUCUUACUACCCGGAACGGCUUGCAAAAUGCUACAUCUUGCACAUGCCUGGAUUCUUCUUGACCGUUUGGAGAUUUGUUUGCCGUUUUCUAGACAAAGCAACUAAGGAAAAGAUUGUGAUUGUAACGGACGGAGAAGAAGAAGAAAGAAAGUUCAAGGAGGAGAUCGGAGUAGAUGCCUUGCCGGAAGAAUAUGGUGGUAGUGCUAAGCUCACACUAAUCCAAGAUGUUCUUCUUCCUCAGACGUCUCCACAAAUGUUAACAACAAACAAUAAUAAUGUUUAACUUUUAAGGAUCAGUUAUGCUUUAUUGUUUCUAUUAUGUAAUGACUAUAACAAAACUUUCGUUAGAGAAUCAAUGAAACAUUUGAGAAAGUUGUGAUAGUAUACUCAAUCUGGUAAACGAUCUGUUUUGCUUCCCACUUCAAAACAUUCUUCCUGUUUUUGGUUUUUGAAGUGGGAAGAAGAAGCAACUAAACACAUUGUAAGAUGAUGUGUUAUAGA